AUGGAACAGUCGGCUACUCUCGACAUAGAGUCGCUGAAGAUUACCCAGGAGCAGUUUAUCCUCGCGUCCCAGUCCCUCCACCUUCAGCGUCCAGGCUGUGAUGCCGUCUACCCAGUGGGUCUGUACGGCUGGAGGAAAAGAUGCCUCUAUUUCUUUCUUCUGCUGCUCUUGGUCACCAUGAUAGUUAACCUGGCCCUCACUGUCUGGAUCAUAAAAGUCAUGAAUUUCUCAGUGGAUGGGAUGGGAAACCUCCAUUUGAACCAGGAUGGGAUUCGGCUGGAAGGAAUCUCUGAGUUUCUUCUGCCUCUCUAUGUGAACGAGAUCCAGUCCAGAGGGGACAGCUUGUUGGUCUUGCGAUCAGAAAAGAAUGUGACGCUGAACGCCAGAAACAACCAAGGCCAGCUGACCGGCCAGCUCACAGUGGGACCUGAGGCUGUGGAGGCCCAGUGUCAGAGGCUGGAGGUGAGGAGUAGAGACGGAGGGAGACUGCUCUUCACUGCAGAUGAGGAGGAAGUUGUCAUGACAACAGAAAAGUUCACUGUCACAGGCUCUGAAGGCGCUGUGUUUGGGCAUUCAGUAGAAACUCCCCUGAUCCAGGCGAGGGCUUCUGAAGACCUGAAACUGGAGUCUCCAACACGGACUCUGACCAUGGAGGCUCCCAGAGGGGUCGAAGUGAGCGCUGCCAAGGGGCCGCUGAAGGUCAGCAGCCGAAAGGACCUACAGCUGGAGUCAACAGAGGGAGAGAUUCUUUUAGAUGCCAACACCAUACAGCUGGGGAGCCUCCCACUCGGCGUCUACACAGCGUCUCCCAGUCAGGCCUCCCAGGAACAGGCCGUGUACGAGGUGUGUGUCUGCCCCAGCGGCAAGAUCUACCUGUCUCCUGCAGAGAGCAGCUCCACCUGCCAGGCCAUGAGCAACAUCUGCCUCUGGAGCUGACCUGGGAGCAGUGUUCGUGAUCGGGGAAACCUCUACCAUCUGCUCUGGAGCAGCUGAUAUCGAGACUCUACGACGGUAUAUUUGACGGAGAGUGGAACUCAACUGUGCGGAGACAGAGCUGUCUGAGCUGUCUGAGCUGUUUGAGUUCAGAUUAGCACAGAGGCAUCUAAUGAUGCCUGAUGCCUGCAGUGGUCUACUGGAGGUCAGGACUCACAACUGACCGUGUCUGAGGAGCAGCUUUCCGAAAUCAGGAAUAUCGCAUACAAACAAGAACUUUUCCACUACCUUAUAUUAGAGUCAGAGGACACAACUUUUAUUUUUCUACUCUAGGUUUAUUGUUGACAUGCAGUGACUGUUUUUAGGAUUCAGAAAGAAUAAGAGAAGACAAAACACAGGUGCCUUCAGCUCUGAUAGAAGUCAUAUUGAACCUGUCUGUGUCUGAAGUUGUGAUGGUAGAAAGUGUAGUAAGCACAAAUCUGUCAUGUUUUUCCCCCAAAAAACACAGAUUUUAGAUUAUUUUGAGUAUUCUCAAUAGAUAUUCUAGUUUUUUUCACUGUGUUAGCAGCUGUUUAAUUUGAAAUUAAACAUGUUUUUA
Seriola dumerili (greater amberjack) is the source of this 1531-nucleotide messenger RNA. Its product is annotated as zeta-sarcoglycan-like. The record is from RefSeq and is a predicted model, not a curated record. Bases 1 to 936 code for a protein of 311 amino acids. Gene Ontology annotation, biological process: cardiac muscle tissue development; heart contraction. Gene Ontology annotation, cellular component: sarcolemma; sarcoglycan complex. The transcript has 8 exons. Lineage: Eukaryota; Metazoa; Chordata; Actinopteri; Carangiformes; Carangidae.